GUGAUGGGGUGCAGGUCACGGAACCUGAAGAGAUUGCGGGCGUUUAUGCCUCGUUGCCUCCGGCCCUUCUCAAAGAAGCCAAGAGCUUCGUCCUGGCCGAGAGGGCUGGAAUGAGCUUCGGCGACGGCCGAAACAGGCGAACUCAGCAGCUCGUUUGGAAGCCGAGUGCGACUCUCACUGCGGGCUUGGCCGGCGACGCCGACAAUCGUUUGGACGGUUGGGGUUUGAAAGGCGGUUGGUUGGGUCU
Molecule: messenger RNA, 247 nt
Organism: Symbiodinium sp. CCMP2456
Lineage: Eukaryota; Dinophyceae; Suessiales; Symbiodiniaceae
Source: the annotation of a GenBank genome assembly